Rubroshorea leprosula is the source of this 1068-nucleotide messenger RNA. The record is from the annotation of a GenBank genome assembly. Lineage: Eukaryota; Viridiplantae; Streptophyta; Magnoliopsida; Malvales; Dipterocarpaceae.
AAGGGCUUGUUUGGUACAAUGGUUAAAAUUCAACAGAUAGCGAAUAGCGGUUGUAAUACCCCAAAAUUUCCUAGAGCAUAUAAGUUGAGUUAAGGACUUAAUAGUGAGAAAACAUUAUUAAUGGACCUAAUUGUCAAUUUUUCAAACUUCAAAGGGGUUAAAAGGCUAUUGGAUAAGGCCGGCUGACUCAUUUCCUUUAUCUUUUUCUUCUUUCUUUCUUUCUUUCCAGCAUUUUCAUGUGUCUGCUCUGUUUUCCUUUCUCCCUGCAGCCGAACAUCACCAGCCAUUUCCAGCGCCUUCAUCCGAAAAAUUGGUAAGAGAACUUGAUGAUUUUUGUUCUCCUCUUGCCCAAGAACAAGUCUAGAACUUAGAACUUCUCUCUCUUGCAAAAAUUUUCCCGGAUCUGCUGCCUUCUUCCUUCCUUGCCGCCGGCUGCUGCUGGGUAUAAGCUUCGGUUUUUCCUGGUAAAAUCAGCCCAGAAACUCCUCUUUCCAGCCUUGAUUUAUGUUGGGUCUGUCACGCCCCCAGAACCCAAAUCCGGAGACACGACAGACGCCGUGCACUCGUGAUCGAGUCCCACGAAUGCACAAGGCUCGGAACUUAUCCAAAUCACAUCUGACAAUCCAAACUCAGAUCAGAUAUUUCAAAAUUAAUUCCCUAUGUCCAAACACGACUUAACCUCAAAAUCUCCAGAUCAAAUCUCUUAUAAACUAACUAUCCACUAAAUGAAUUUACAAUCUCCAAUUAAAAUCUCGCUUACAAGAUCAUCAUUUAUAUCUAAAAUCCAUAUUCAAUUUACACGAUGGCUAGCCUUCUAACUCGUCACUCCCCUCGGUUUCCCCCGUCCUCAGUAUCGCUUCCUGAAAUGGUGGACAAGGAAAAACUAUAAGAUAAACUUAGUAAGUAAAUAUGGAUAGCCCUUGGGUAAAACUUUGAAGCAUGCCAGAUAAACCAUGUAAGCGUAACAGACUUUUAAUGAUAAACCAUUAAUGCGGAAAUCGGAUUCAGUUCAAUAACAAAACGUUUCAUGACCAACCGUUACAUGCAAAAGAAAAACUCAGUUCAGUA